Molecule: messenger RNA, 2572 nt
Organism: Phytophthora nicotianae INRA-310
Lineage: Eukaryota; Oomycota; Peronosporomycetes; Peronosporales; Peronosporaceae
Product: TKL protein kinase
Exons: 1
Coding region: 20-2158 (712 amino acids)
Biological process (GO): protein phosphorylation
Molecular function (GO): ATP binding; protein kinase activity
Source: RefSeq, a predicted model, not a curated record
GCCCAUUAAUCGAAAGCAAAUGGAGGACAGCGUGACAAUCGGUGCGUCGGUGGCCGUGCGCAGCGUACGAGACGCCGAGCACGGCGUUUACGAGUACCUAGAGGAGCAGCACCCUCUUCCCUCGUCCCCUGAACGCACGCUAGCGCUACCCGUUCGUCUGAGCGGUUGGUUAUGGCGCCGCGAGGGCUUUGGGAUCUUCCGUCGCUAUCGCCGCCGCUUCUGCGUGUUCAAGGCGGAACAAGCGACGCUCUUCAUCUACGCGGACGAUGACACGCUGAACGGGAAGCAGCUUCGUAGUCUGGUGCUCACCAAAGUGAUGCUCACGAGUCGCGCGGACCGUAGUUUUGUGGUGCAGGGCCAUCUACAGGACCGGGAGGUACACAAGGAGGCGUCGGACUCCAUGGUUCGACGCGCGAGCACCUUAAGCCGCAAUCUAUUGCCAAGAGACACCCAGAUGUUCUUCUCGCCUGAGGAAGAGCGCUUUAAGGCUGUAUCAGCUAAAGCCUGCAGUGUCUGGACCCACUGCUUCAAAUACCACAUGAAGAGCUACGCGCUAAGGAGGCAGGAAGCAGGCCAGGAACAUGAACAGGAAGAGGCUGAGAGAGACACUUCUACUUCUGAGAUGGAUCCAAAUUUUGUGUUUGAAGACGCUACAAAGAGCGGCAAAAGGCGCCAUACGCUACCUGGAAGCAGCUUUCGGAGUUUUGGUGGUGGCAGUGGGCUGUUUACAGCUUCGCGAUCAAGAAGCAAAAGCAGAGGUAAAUUGGUGGUGGGGAGAAGAGAGAGUUUGGAAGGACGGGACAAUGACGCACCGAAGUCGGCACCGCAGUUUGAAGAGAACCACAAGCAGAGACAGGAUAUAGCUAUGGAAAGGUUAAAUUCGGGUGCAAAGAACGAAGAACUGGAGCCGAGAGCGGCGACGAAGAUAUCGCAAAAUCAGGAUGAGGUUGUAGAGGAAGAGAAUCCGAUCUUGGUGUCGGAUCUUCCUUGUAUAUCGAGCAUUUGGGAGAACGAGGAACUGCUUUCCCAUUGUGUCGACUAUGACGCGAUCGUUAAGGAAGAGAAGCUGGCUGCUGGUGCGAAUGGCGAAGUAUGGCGUGCCAUGCACCGAUCGCAGGAGGUCGUGGUUAAGAACCUGUUGGGGGAAGUUAUGACAGGGUCCAAAUCCCCAACAUCGUCCAAUGCGAACGAGGUCACUGCAGUUUACCGUCGGCGUCGCGCCAUCCUGAAUUUUGUGGAAGAAAUUCGCAUUAUGUCGCGACUGGAACACAAUCGGAUUGUCGAGUUCCGAGGUGUGGCGGUGAGUGCAGAGCGUGGUCUUCUUCUGGUUAUGGAAUAUUUGCCUCGAGGCGACCUGCGGACGUUUCUAAAUACUGUCAAGCGCAACGGAGAUAAUUCCACAAGCUCGUCUGGAGGGUCGAGUGGGCAGUACUUGAGUAUCUGGACCUGGACGAAAUCACAAUGGCGUUUGGCGAUUGAUAUCAUUGAGGGACUCGUGUACUUGCACUCGUUGAAUCCGCCUCUGGUGCAUGGCGACCUCAAGUCUGCCAACGUUUUAUUACGCAGCAAUCUUCGCGCGAAGCUGACGGACUUUGGACUUUCACGAUAUCUUCUAUCGGAGGAUGAAUGCUUGGGGUCGGUAGAUACUACAACAGCGAGUGAGGAGAACCCCACUACCAGCAGUUCGUCUCGUUAUGGCUCUCGAGCACGCGGCACAGGACGCUGGAUGGCUCCAGAGCUGCUGACGAGUGGAGCACAGUCCUCCAUGGCCUCGGAUGUGUACGCUUUCGGCAUUGUUUUAUCCGAGAUCGACACGUGCGAGUUGCCGUUCACCGAGCGAGAGAAAUUGGUCGCGCGGUCCCACACGUCGCAUACAGCAAGCGCAGGUGAAGACAGCAGCGAAGAUAGUGACUCUCGCUUGCUGAACGAAAGCAUGAUUGUCCACAAGAUCGUGGCCGAAGGGUGGAAGCCGACGUUUCGAGUGACGUGUCCUGAGGUUAUCAAGAAGCUCGCGCAAGAAUGUUUGUUGCCAGACCCGAACGCGCGCCCCACGUCGCUUGCAGUAGCACACCGACUCCGAAAGGCUGCCACGAAACGCGAGCGCCCAGAAGCACUCGCGGCGCAGGCAAAGGCUACUACGUCGCUACGUAUUCGCUGAGCAUGUGCGCGUACAUAUUUAACAGCUGCAACGCCAUCGAAGAUACAGCAGCUUACUGCACGAAUAACCCCUUGCUAAUCAUACAACGGAAUGUGGGGUAUGCAUUCGUACUACGUCCUUAUUAAGCAAGCUGAGUUACCACGGAGCCUUGGAUCGAGCGUGUUGAUCACGCCUUAGCAGUCUACGGCAUGAUCUGCACCAGAGGAACAGGAAGGCUUUUUGAUCUUGCUGCGGACCAGUGUUCCUCGAGAAGUGCGAGGUCUUCAGCACGCCUUAGCUCGUACGUAGAGCAAUCUUAUCAUUUACCUCUUCUAUUUGGGUUUGAAGCCUACGUAGAUUUAUUCUACUUAGCCCUUUCUUUCUCAUUUUCUAGAUCUCUAACUGCUCGUUUACAUAUAGCCCUACAUGCUGGUG